AUGGACAGCAAAAAGAGCCCCGUCCGGCGCGCCAAACGCUCCGCCAAAGUGCUCGAAGAGAAUUAUUGGGAUUGCAGCGUGUGCACGUUCCGCAACACCGCCGAGGCGUUCAAAUGUCUGAUGUGCGACGUUCGCAAGGGCACGUCGACGCGUAAGCCCCGCAUCAACCCCCAAUUGGUGGCCCAACAGGUGGCCCAACAAUUUUUGCCUGCGACCAGCAACGGGGCCGCGAAGCAACAGCACCAGCAACAGCAGCAGCGCGACAGGAAGGACAAGAAGGCGCUGAAGAAGCGCCGGCAUCCGCCUAGAUUGAAGAACAUCGAUAGAAGUAGCGCCCAAACGAGGGAGGUGACCGUCAACAGCGUUACGGUGGUGAUAACGGAGUAUAAACCGAUGGUGAAGAGCGCGGAGGCGGCGACGAGCGGGAGUUCGUCGGAUUCCCAGUCGGAGUCUAGCAUGGAUGCGAGGGUGCAGUGA
Messenger RNA from Phyllotreta striolata, 477 nucleotides. The record is from the annotation of a GenBank genome assembly. Lineage: Eukaryota; Metazoa; Arthropoda; Insecta; Coleoptera; Chrysomelidae.